Tachysurus vachellii is the source of this 704-nucleotide messenger RNA. RefSeq names its product troponin C type 1a (slow) (gene tnnc1a). Gene Ontology annotation, molecular function: calcium ion binding. Gene Ontology annotation, cellular component: myosin II complex. The transcript is spliced from 6 exons. The coding region runs from base 107 to 592 and encodes 161 amino acids. The record is from RefSeq and is a predicted model, not a curated record. Lineage: Eukaryota; Metazoa; Chordata; Actinopteri; Siluriformes; Bagridae.
AAGGGUGUGGCUCAUUUCUGUCUCCUGCUAUAAAGCUCACUGCGAUCAUUCACACAUCCUGAUCUCACUGAGGUCCUUGAAGCCUGCUGUCUGUUUCUUCAGCAUCAUGAACGACAUCUACAAAGCAGCGGUAGAGCAGCUCACAGACGAGCAGAAAAAUGAAUUCCGCGCAGCCUUCGAUAUCUUCGUUCAGGACGCAGAGGACGGCUGCAUUAGCACCAAGGAGCUGGGAAAGGUGAUGAGGAUGUUGGGACAAAACCCCACACCUGAGGAACUGCACGAGAUGAUCGAUGAAGUGGAUGAGGAUGGCAGUGGGACAGUGGACUUUGAGGAGUUCCUGGUGAUGAUGGUGAGAUGUAUGAGAGAUGACAGUAAAGGAAAGUCAGAGGAGGAACUGGCUGAACUCUUCCGCAUGUUCGACAGGAAUGAGGAUGGUUAUAUAGACCUUGAGGAGCUGAAGGUGAUGCUGGAGGAAACAGGAGAGAACAUCACUGAGGACGACAUUGAGGAGCUGAUGAACGACGGAGACAAGAACAAUGAUGGGAGAAUCGACUACGACGAGUUUAUGGACUUCAUGAAAGGUGUGGAAUAAGGAGCCUGAGUUUCAUCCUGCUUUGUUCUACAUCUGUGAAAAUGUAACAGGACAUAAAUGACGUUUUUGUUUCUGGUGAAAUUUCACAUCUGUAAAUAAAAUGUUUGAGUUC